Messenger RNA from Paramacrobiotus metropolitanus, 2947 nucleotides. RefSeq lists its product as uncharacterized. The transcript has 5 exons. Gene Ontology annotation, molecular function: protein binding. NCBI's taxonomy places the organism in Eukaryota, Metazoa, Tardigrada, Eutardigrada, Parachela, Macrobiotidae. The record is from RefSeq and is a predicted model, not a curated record. The coding region runs from base 574 to 2490 and encodes 638 amino acids.
GCCAGAUUGGGCCCAUCGAUGUUGUUGAGUGUUAACUUGCAACUACGGGCACGCUCUUCUAGUUUUUGCGAAUUGUUUUUUUGCCAUCUGUAAACUGAUCUUUAUAGCAGGGAAUUGUUGGCCGAUAAUCCAUCUUACACCAGGUUUAUCGCGUUUUGAUGGUCUGGACGCACUAAUUUGUUAACGCUUCGGCGUCUGCAUAUAUCUUUAUAAUAAAUUCUGUAUGUGCUCAUAGAAAAAUUUUACGAGCACACUUUUGGAGUUAUUUUGCGAAAUAGAUACCUACAUCACAUCGCAUGCCCAAUUGCGAGUAUCCAUAUUAGUACUAGUAGUUUCGUACAAGUAUUGUAUGUAUCUAAUUGGGUGUACUGUACUUUAUUAUUUCAAUAACGCGAUAACAAUAUCAAGUAUCUAAUUGCAUGUCUAUUGGUUAAGUUGACAACUGGUACUUGAUCGCUACGUGUUUCCCGAUGCAGAAGCGACUGAGUUCUCCAGCGCUGCAACGACUGAGGCUUUCGUCCCUUCGAAGUCUUUCCCGUCGGCCCAGGGCGUUAAAGUUACUGUUAAUUACGCAUGCUUGUACAGAAAAUGUUCGAUUACUGCAGGGCAGGCAGACUGACAUAUUGUAUACAGCGCAACGUUACAUGGAUGCGGAUGGCAGGAUUUCGACGGCUUUUGGUUGGCGCAGAGACCAUCAAUUACCAGAACACCGUAGCGGUGCGGGUGGAUCCGGCGACAGAUGAGUGCUGGCUGGGCUACAUUCAGGACCUGCGCGGUGACCACGUGCUGGUAGAUUUCGACUGCGCCGCCGCACCGGCGCGCUACAUCCAUGCUUCAAGAGUGUGGCCGCAAGCCAUCGCGUCGCACAGUCCGGUUAACCCGUCGGCAUCGGCAUCCGGCCACGAGACAUACCCAAAGUGUUGCGGCAUGUCAGUGGUGGCGGCCCUCCGCGACGCUCCCGACGGCCCCUUCCGCUUCCGUCCGGCCACGGUGCUGCGUUUCAUCUCCAAAUGCCGAAUGUACUUCGUCAGCACGAAAGAAGCUGCUAACGCGUCGGGAGGUGGAGAGCGUAAUGUGAUUGCCGUUGUGGAUCGGUGUCAGUUGAUGGGCCGGCUGCCCUUCAACGAAGCACCGCUGCUGACCAGGACCAGCGGCAUCCUCUACACACAGCACGAAUUCGUCAAGCGUACGGCCGCGAUCACGACGCAGUCGCUCUUCGACACAAGAACGGACGCGCGUCAGUUUGUUGACGCUCUUCGUCAAGUCUACAGGGCGUACCCGUUGGCCAUGGGCGACAGGGAAGACAGCUGCCGUUUUCACAUGCGCAUCGGUUCGGAUGACUGUACGCUUGUUGUCGUUGACAGCCAGAACGACCUCGCAGCAAUGGACUGGACGACCGGAUUACUACUGCAGCUACUGGAGACGCAUGCCACGUUGCGUGCCAGUCGGGCGACAGUAACUGUUCCUGAUCAUACGAAGCAGACAUCUCGCUGCAUCGAGGGAUUUAGCCGAUGUGUGGGAAGUAAUGGCAAGAGAGUGGCGAAGUGGGAUGCCGGAACUGGGAGCUACACUUGUGCGGUCGCUUGUUCAUUUACAGAUAUGUGCCAUUUGCCACUGAUACUCUUGACGGAGAUCCUGGAAGUUCUGGACCUGCACACACAGGCCCAAGCCAGACGAGUGUGUGCGUUGUGGCAAGAGAUUCUGCAGCAGCCCCGCGCGGCGCACCACAUCAGCAUCUUAACGGAAAACUUCCCCCAAACGCAGGACGGUGACCCUCACUAUAGCUGUUGCCGCAUCGCGAUGGUGUUGAGCAGGAGCAUCACUGCGGCCACGAAGAGCCUCACCAUCACAGCACGCGCCCACGACUGGGAGGCGGAGGAGUUCAACUGGCACGUCGAAAGUUUUGUGCGGGAACUAUUGGAGAAUAUGCGCAUCAUGCUGCCCUUCCUCAUCAUCAAGUCCUUCUGCCUGCGAAAUUGGGACUAUCCCUACGUCCAGGGAUGGUUUCAUCCACACUGCGAACGAUUGAUCGUUGAUAAAGGGGAAGUACGCGAUUUUAAUUAUGACAUGUGUGCGGACGCCAACCUAGACCUAGACGACUUACCGGAUGUCGAAAGACGCUUCUUCGAUUGGCACUUUUCUGCGGAGUUGGUUUUGAAGGGGACGAUUAUGUCCUUCCCCCGAGUAGUAUGUCGGUGGGGGGACGGCUAUGCGGAAGUCAAAAGACUGAUCACCUGGGCCUUGGACCGGCCGCUACCCCCAGUCAGCGCCGAGGGGUACUCCCACGUAGCCGCCGUGCACGCUCGCUGGUGCAGCACUCUGGCUUACCCGCAGGAAUGGAAGCCCAUCCGCUACUUCCUCAACAAGUUCAGUGGAUUCCAUCCGGAUGGCAGUCCGCACGCGUGGGACCAUGUCGACCUAAGAAAUCUUGAUCUCAGCCAGCUCAGCAAGCUGGCCCUAUGGGGCAUCUAUGGGAUGUUCAAAGUGUGAUUAUUUAAGUAAUUAUUCGCCUGCGCACGACCGAAAACCAAGAAACGCCUCUUAAGAUAAUAACGAAUGAAUAUUGCUAUUGACUCACGACUAGUUAACUAAUUUUAACUAGUCGCGAGCCUGUAGCAUAGGGGGCCCGCCAUUUCGUUGAUGGAAAUUCGUCGACCGCCACUUCGUCCAACAGACACGAUGCUGAAUCGUCACGAUGUUGAGCUGGUACUUAGCUAAACCGUCUUGUUUUCUGGCCCACGCUCAAGCUCUGACUCAGACUCUGACCACUCAAAUUUUUUUCCUAGUUUUUGGUUUCCUUAUGCUUUCUUAUGGUUUUAUAUGUUUGCCUUUUUAGUACUUUUUGUCUUAUGUUUUACAUAUCACUCGUUCCAAACUGCAAUGGUCAUUGUGAUUAGUUUCUCCUCAAGAAAUUAAGUACUGAAAUAUAAGAAUUGGACAUAUUAAG